Medioppia subpectinata is the source of this 504-nucleotide messenger RNA. NCBI's taxonomy places the organism in Eukaryota, Metazoa, Arthropoda, Arachnida, Sarcoptiformes, Oppiidae. The record is from the annotation of a GenBank genome assembly.
GGCAACGCCGCCAACAGUGACGCCCAGCAGAUGCUCGACAACUUCUGGCACAGAGAGAUCGACAACAUCAAGAACUUGGCUCAGACUGACUUCAAGAACCAAGAGUUACCGUUGGCUCGCAUUAAGAAGAUUAUGAAACUGGACGACGACGUGAAGAUGAUAUCAGCGGAAGCGCCGGUUCUGUUCGCAAAAGCGGCCGAAAUAUUCAUAACAGAGAUCUCAUUGAGGGCUUGGAUUCAUACGGAAGACAAUAAGCGGCGGACACUGCAGAGGAAUGACAUAGCGAUGGCCAUAACAAAGUACGAUCAGUUCGACUUUCUCAUAGACAUCGUUCCCAGAGAUGAACUCAAACCGACCAAAAGGCAAGACAACGACGCUCUGCGCGGCGCUGUGGCCACGACGGCGGCCGUACACCCGGAUCAGGUGCAGUACUACUUGCAAUUGGCGCAACAGCACCAGCAGGCGCUCCAACAUCAGGGCCCACAACAGGGCCAACAGAUCCAA